Coniosporium apollinis CBS 100218 is the source of this 627-nucleotide messenger RNA. RefSeq lists its product as uncharacterized. Gene Ontology annotation, cellular component: nucleus. Gene Ontology annotation, molecular function: ADP-ribose diphosphatase activity. Bases 1 to 627 code for a protein of 208 amino acids. Gene Ontology annotation, biological process: nucleoside phosphate metabolic process; ribose phosphate metabolic process. The transcript has a single exon. Lineage: Eukaryota; Fungi; Ascomycota; Dothideomycetes. The record is from RefSeq and is a predicted model, not a curated record.
AUGUCGCACAAAGCCAACGCGCCCAAAAUGAACUCGAUCGCCGAGCUCCCCCCGUCCGAAGCAAAAUGGGUCGAGCUCAAGAAGAUCAACUGGACGGACCAGGCCGGACGCGAGCGCGUCUGGGAAGUCGCAGCCCGGAAAACGCGAGGCAGGUCCGGCGUCGACGCCGUCGCAAUGGCCACAAUCAUUCUGCACCCCUCGCGGCCCCCUUCCACCAUCCUUGUCCUGCAAUACCGGCCUCCCGUCGACGCGACAACCGUCGAGUUCCCUGCGGGUCUCAUCGACGCCGACGAGUCCCCCGAGGCGGCUGCGGUACGGGAACUCAGGGAAGAGACGGGAUACACGGGCCGCGUGUUGGACAUCAGCCCGACGAUUGCGAAUGAUCCUGGGAUGAGCACCGCGAACAUGCAGCUUGUGGUGGUGGAAGUCAGGCUCAGCGAGGGUGACGAGGAGCCGGAGCAGCAUCUUGACUCUGGAGAGCACAUACAGCGUGUAGUUGUGCCGUUAGACGAGCUGUACGAGAAGCUGUUGUCUUAUUCGAGACAAGAGCGGACAAUAGUAUCGGCGAAGUUGUUCCAUUGGGCCGCGGGCUUACAUUUUGCAAAGAAGCAACUACUGCAGCUAUGA